Molecule: messenger RNA, 3290 nt
Organism: Sus scrofa (pig)
Lineage: Eukaryota; Metazoa; Chordata; Mammalia; Artiodactyla; Suidae
Gene: FNDC10
Product: fibronectin type III domain containing 10
Source: RefSeq, a predicted model, not a curated record
AUGCGCGCCCCGCCGCUGCUGCUGUUGCUGGCCGCCUGCGCGCCGCCGCCCUGCGCUGCGGCCGCCCCGACGCCGCCGGGCUGGGAGCCGGCGGCCGACGCGCCCUGGUGCCCUUACAAGGUGCUGCCCGAGGGCCCCGAGGCGGGCGGCGGGCGUCUGUGCUUCCGCAGCCCCGCGCGGGGCUUCCGCUGCCAGGCGCCCGGCUGUGCGGCGCACGCCUCGGCCGGCCGCUCGCUGCGCGCCAGCGUCCUGCGCAACCGCAGCGUCCUGCUGCAGUGGCGCCUGGCGCCGGCCGAGGCGCGCCGCGUGCGCGCUUUCGCGCUCAACUGCUCGUGGCGCGGCGCCUACACGCGCUUCCCGUGCGAGCGCGUGCUGCUCGGCGCCUCCUGCCGCGACUACCUGCUGCCCGACGUGCACGACGGCGUGCGCUACCGCCUGUGCCUGCAGCCGCUGCCGCUGCGCGCCGAAGCCGCCGCCGCCCCGGAGCCCGCCGAGUGCGUGGAGUUCGCCGCCGAGCCGGCCGGCAUGCGGGAGAUCGUGGUGGCCAUGACGGCGGUGGGCGGCUCCAUCUGCGUCAUGCUCGUGGUCAUCUGCCUGCUGGUGGCCUACAUCACCGAGAACCUCAUGCACCCAGCCUUCGCGCGCCCGGGCCUGCGCAGGCAGCCCUGAAGCGCGAGGCGCCCGACCGCUCGCCCGGGCUCCAGCCGCCCGACUAGUGCGCGGGAGGCCCCUGGCCCUUGGCCCGCUCUCCCCUCCUCGCUCCUGCUCCCUCCUUAGGAUCUCCAUGCUGGGUCUGCUGGAGUUGGAUGGGGCACCGGCCGGCCCUCGCCGGGGCCUCGGAGUCAUCGCACGACCUUACCGGCAGAGCAUCCUCCUCCCAGGCUCCACCUGGGGGCCGGCCCUGGGGCCUGAGCAGGGUUCUCUCCGCUCUCCGGAGGCCUUUGGGGGAGCCAUCAGAACCUGGAGCCCCUUCCAGCAAGAGCCAUUGACAUCCCGGGCCGUCCCUCUGCACCUGCAGCCUGUGCCGAGUUGGAAGAGUCAGGCCUGUCGUCACGGCUUGGUCACCGUGUGCUUUGCCGAGGGUGUCCUUUGGAGACUGUCCUCUCUCUGCCCCGCCCCCCCCCCCGACCCCCGACGGCGGGCUUAGGUAGCUUCGUGCCUUAGUAUCCCGGGCCCACUGCACGAGCCAGCUUUCCAUCCAGCGCUGUCCGAGGGGCCGUGGCCCUGAUACUGGCGGCGUGUGCAGGCUUCUGGCGGAGCACCCUGGGCCCCUCUCUCCAUGCUUUGCGGGAGCGUCUGGUUUGGGUGUCUGACGAGCUGGGAGCCAUCAUUCAGCUCAGGAGGCGGCCCAGCAUCCAGCUGCUGUGUCCAGGGGGGGUGAAGGAUAGAGGUGGCCCCCUGCCCAGCUGGACCUUCCACCGGGGCCUGGAUCCCAAGCCUCAACCACAGCACGACGGGCAGCGCCACCCCACUCCUCCUCAAGCUGGUGGCCAGGAGCCCAGCAUCUGCUCCUCUGCCUACUCUCCGUGGCCUGAAAGUGGCCCUUGCCCCUCUCCAGGCAGACCUUCCUACGUCAGCCUCCUGGUGAUGCUGGGCCUCGGGGGAGGGGUGCAGGCCCGGCUCUCUGCGAACCCCUGACUGUGAUGGUCCUGGACCUGACACUCCUGGAGUCGCUGUGGCUAACUCCUCCCCACCCCCACUCCAGCAGCGACCAGCAACCUGGCUGGUUGCCCCCGCAGCACCCGCUCCCUACCUCUGUCUUUGCUCUGCCUGCCCCUGGCGUGGUACUGGUCAGGGGUGAGCCUGGCACCAGUGUCUAAAUGUCCAUUGUUCUUAGACCAAAACCACUGUCUUGUGUACUUAUUUGGGAGGGGGAGGGAAGGGAAAGGGGAAGCGUUGAACCCCUUUUUCCCAGGUUCUCAAGCGUCAGCCUGGUGGCUGGCCCUGGGCCCUUUGCUCUGCCACGUGGGAUCAGCCCUAGGCCGGGAGCUCAGAUGGCUUGCCCUUGCGGCUUGUGGCAGUGAUGGGCGGGCGGGCUGUCUCACUGCUGGCCCGUCCACAUCCACCCUCAGUUUUGGGGGAAACGUCUUCUCCUGGGUUUGCUCUGUGGGGUGGGGGUGGGGCAGCAGCUGCUGCAUUUAGAAAUAGCCCAGUCUCAGGGGUGACCCACUUGAGCUGUGACAAGCUGCAAUUAGGCGGCUCUAGAAGGGUCCCCUCCCUGGCCAGGGCCUCCCCUUGCAAGGCUAGAGCUGGGGGGUGGUGGCACAGCCCCCCUACCCUCCCUUGCCUCCUCCUCGGAGGCUGACCUUGAGAUCCUGGAGCUGGUUGUGACCCUGAGGAGCAAACAGCUGGGGGCGGGCCAGGCUGGGAGGAGUGACUCAUCCCCCCCCACCCCAGGGCACGGGGGUGCUGUGAAGUGUCUAGACAGUUGAGGCGUGAGUGAGAGGGGUUCCGCCUCCCGCAGUCUCCAGCCCGGCCCCUGGGCCCACUAACUCGCUCACAGGCCCAGGCCACCUGUGAUGGGUGCCAGGGUGGAACUGGCUGCCCGGGUCUGAGGACCCGGGGAGCGUCCUCCAGCUCCUGGUGCGGUUGGGUUCAGAGCUGGAGCUACCAGCCCUGGACCCCUCACUCCCACCUCUGCCCAAUUUGAUUUGAGGCCUAUAGCUGGUUCUCCACACUGUCAGCCCUGCCCUGCAGCUCCCGCUCCACAGAAGCUUGUCUCGGGCUUUGUUCAGGGGCUUCUUGGAGGCCCGGGGUCCUGGGAGGUGGUGGGGCGCCCAGGAAGAGCACUUUCUGAAUGUGCUGUCAUCCCCACAAACUGCUCCUGCCCCAGGUGGCCCCCAUCCUCCCAGGGAUGCAGGGGACACUCAGGGCCCCGGAGGACAACCCCCCACCCCCCGCUCUUAGAUUCUCUGAUCUGUGGCUGGUUCCCGGACCGUGGUCUCCAGGUGCCUCAGUCCUCAUCUGUGGACUGGAAAUGGCCAUAAGCCUGACUCCCAGGCGUGUUUCGAGGCUCCCAGGGGACUGCCAGGCAGAGAGCAGUGAGUGGUGGGUCUUCCUCAUUCCUGGCCCUGCUGCGAUUUGCCGUGCAUCCAUCCAAGACUCCCAGUGCCCCCAUCCCUGGCCUGAACCUGCUCUGAAUCCCGUGGGCCUUGAAAUCCCGCCACCAAACCCACUCCCUGCUUGCCCCCAAGCCGUGGUCCACUGUCAGCUGGAGGGCUCCCCCACACUCAUUCUGUGAUCUUGGAGUCCAGUGCUGGCAGGGGUGGGGGGUUCUGCGGCCCCCGCAG